UCUCUAAAGGUAUGUAAAGCCAUUGUUUAUUUAAAGCAGAGUUAACCUGUGGUGGUGUUAUUUCUUAUAGAUUAUAUAUAGUGAUAAACAAAACGCAUGGGGUUCUUUUUGAUAUUGUGUAUCUAAUUCAACAAGAUAUAGCUCAAGAGCACAUAAAACACUUUCAUUAACUUGCUUUUCGUAAGAAGAGGAGACGACGAUGGGUUUAUUGCCACUGGUGAAGAAACUAGGUUUCGUCUUUCUUCUUGUUUCAGCUUCAGCGUUUGCUCUCUCUUCUGCAGGCAGACCAUCCAUUUUAAUUUAUAGCCAAGACAAUAAUCAUCAAGAGUUGGUGGAAAGAAGGAUACAUGAACAUGAGAGGAUUCUGAGGAUGAAUUCGAGAGACUAUGGCCACUUCAGCCCUAGACAUAAGCUCGACAGGCCUCCUUCCAAGCUUAUUCCCAACUGAUCACAUGGACUCAUAUUGGGGUUCGACUAUAUAUAGAUUCCGACUUUAUGAGAUGUAUGAUAUAUAUAUACCAUGGCAUUGCAAUAAGUUUAAUGAUGAUCCAGUUAUCAUCAUAGUUUCAAGAUAUGUUAUAUAGUAAACGAUUAUUAUAAAGUCUUCGCUUAUAGAAGUGAGUUUUGUGGAAGUGCAUGUCACCUUCAUCAGUACAAUAUAUGGAUUUGUUAUCAUGCAAUUUGAAGUUUAUAAGGCAUUUAUAUUCAUUUACAUCUAAAACAAA
Molecule: messenger RNA, 725 nt
Organism: Raphanus sativus (radish)
Lineage: Eukaryota; Viridiplantae; Streptophyta; Magnoliopsida; Brassicales; Brassicaceae
Product: protein CASPARIAN STRIP INTEGRITY FACTOR 2
Exons: 3
Coding region: 200-448 (82 amino acids)
Source: RefSeq, a predicted model, not a curated record